Molecule: messenger RNA, 2585 nt
Organism: Ornithodoros turicata
Lineage: Eukaryota; Metazoa; Arthropoda; Arachnida; Ixodida; Argasidae
Product: para-nitrobenzyl esterase-like
Exons: 9
Coding region: 157-2043 (628 amino acids)
Source: RefSeq, a predicted model, not a curated record
AGCGUUUUCUCGUCCUAGUAGUGCGACGAGCGACAAGGUUGUUUGCUCCACCGUAGUUCGGUCUGGAUAUUGGGGUCGCGACAUCAACGUACCAAGUCAUCCGCGCGAGCUGGUAGGCCAGCACACUAUGUCAGCCGCGGCGUAGCCCGGCCCGGCAUGUCCCUUCUUCGUGGCAUUCAUCGUCCUUAUAGUCACCUCAGCGACGAGGACGACCUCUUGCGUUACCCCACAAGCUCCACAUCACCGGCCGAAGGGAGGACAUUCAUUUCGAACACUACCUCCAGGAUGACACGUCCCGCAGUUCUCGUACCGUGCGCCGUAGCUCUCAUGGUCGUGGUCGCCCUCGCCGUCACUGCAGCCGCGGACCCGUUUGGGGCACUGGGCAGCAAUGAGACCACCGACACACCGACGUCGUCGUCGUCGAAUCGUCUGGAAGACGUGGUGAAAGCCAAGACGACAUCUUGUGGAGAGGUCGUCGGGGUGGUCGAGGACGGAGCUUUCGCAUUUAAGGGUCUACGAUAUGCGGAGCCACCUGUGGGAGAACAUCGCUGGCGCAGACCCCGACCCCUGGCGUCAACGCAGAAUACACCGGCACUUUCUUGCGUCACAAAGGCCGACCAGUUUGGUUCGCAGUGUCUGCAGAUCAACCCGAACACAAAGAAAUUCGAAGGGUCCGAAGACUGCCUCUUCGUGAAUGUUUGGACACCGCGCAUUGAUGCAACAGCUCACCUGGAGGUCAUGGUGUGGAUCCACGGAGGGUUCCUUCAGGUAGGCUCGGGACACCAACCUGGCCUCAGUCCCUCUGGAAAACUGGCGCACAAGCUGAACGUGGUCAUGGUGAGCUUCAACUACCGCCUGGGUCCCCUGGGCUUCAUGGCACUCAGCAUACUCAGGGAUGACAACGACACUCGUGGGAACUUCGGUCUUCUGGACGCGGCACUCGCCUUGGACUGGGUCAGGAAUAAUAUUCAGGCCUUCGGCGGAGACCCCGAUAAGGUCACAGUAUUUGGAGCUGACUCCGGAGCCACAAUGACACUUGCCCUUCUAGCCACCUCAAGGCACAACAAGACCAAGUCCCCGUUCCGUUCUGCGUGGCUCUUAGGACCAACGUUCUUUCUGAACCGAACCUUUGCGUUGGCGUCGAAACACAACGGCGCUUUCUUCCAGCAACGCACGGGCUGUAAAGUGGCCGCCUGCCUGAGAGCCAUGACACCGCACGACGUUCUCAAGGCUCACCUGGGAAAGGACGAUCCUUCCUUCAGGAUCCGUGACCAGAACGAUCUCCCUAUUCAGGGCAUCUUUCCUGAACAGUUCAUGGUCGUUGAUGGCACUCUUCUAACGAACCCACCGCUGGAGAUGCUCCUCAAAAGUCACAGCGUGGAUAUUCCUGUUCUUAUCGGUUCUGGGGCUCAAGCGGUGGACGUUUUACCAGGACCAGACGACAUUCGCCAUUGGACGUGGGGCCAGUACAAGAAAUACGUCACGACGAGCCUCAACUCCUUCGGCUCCGGGGUUACACAGAUGGCGCUACAGUUGUACAACUCUACCUCAAACGUCAAUACUUCCAGUGCCGAUCCGCCCGUAACGCCAGAACUGGUGUACACUACUAUGGUAUCGGAUCUCAGAGUUGGCUGCCCGGUCAACAGCAUAGCGAGCGAGCUGUCAAAUAUUUUUCAGUCACCCGUAUACCGCUACGUCGUGGACUCGAAGCCAUCGAAACCGAUUGACUACAUGGGCCACGCAGCCGCUUACAGCUUCCACCCGUGGGACGCCAUAGCUUUCUUCGACCAACUGGACCACUUUAUCCCCGGACCGUCCUACGAAGACUUCGCUUUCCGAGACAACGUCCAAGACUUAGGCCUAACCUUCGUCCGCUCCGGAGGUCACCCAAGCAUCCCCGACUGGAUGCGCUACCCGCAGAGCAUCGCCAUACUCGCGUCGUCUGCUAACUCCACGCUCAUCAUGCCUGGUUCCACCUACCAGAAGACAGAGUGUAAAUUCUGGACGUCUGAAGGACUCACAGAUUACUCGUGGGUCAGUUAAAGACACUGCCAAGAAAAGAACCGGAGAAACCGGCGUGGACACAAAAGACAGUGCCGUGCCGUGCAGUGCCAUGCGUGGGAACAUUGCGAGAAUGUUGACUUGUGCUGUGCAAAACAGCGAAACUGGGUGUAGUGACUAUCAGACGACGGGACGCCUAGUGCAUGAGGGAGUAAUGAGUGUGUUCCGUGUUCAAGAAGGUUCGUGCCAUCGCAAAAGCGUUCAGUGACAGUCCUUGUGGAACUUGGAUGGGUAGAAAUCCAGCGAACCGGUAGAAUGUAGGAAGGGAGUUGCCUCAGGACAGAAGCCGCCGAUAUUUCGAACAGAGACUGUUCUUCUUCUGGGCACCGUCCUCAUCAUUGGCAUGGUAUUUAAAGGGUUAGGUGUGACGUGUUUAAAGGUUCAUGCGAAUUGUGGGUCAACAGCCCGGAGGGAAGAAAGGUCCGUACGGGUUUUUACGGCGGGAGUGAAUGGCUGCUUUGUUAGAGUGUGGAGGGGAUUAUGUGAACGUAGUGAUCUAGGCUGCAGACCGGUUACAGAAGAAU